GGAGCGCGGGCCGCCCGAGCCGUCGUCACCGCCACCGUCACCGUCACGACCGCCGAGAAGCCCUUGUUCCCGCGGCCGGGAAGGAGAGUCGAGCGCCGACAAGAUGGCGGACGGGGAGCUGAACGUGGAUAGUCUCAUCACCCGGCUUCUGGAGGUACGGGGAUGUCGUCCUGGGAAGAUUGUGCAGAUGACCGAAGCAGAGGUCCGAGGCUUGUGCAUCAAAUCUCGAGAGAUCUUCCUCAGUCAGCCUAUACUUCUGGAGUUAGAAGCUCCCUUGAAAAUUUGUGGAGACAUUCAUGGUCAAUAUACAGACUUACUUCGAUUAUUUGAAUAUGGAGGAUUCCCACCAGAAGCCAACUAUCUAUUCCUGGGAGAUUAUGUGGACAGAGGAAAGCAGUCUUUGGAAACCAUUUGUUUGCUAUUGGCUUAUAAAAUCAAAUACCCGGAGAACUUCUUCCUCUUAAGAGGAAAUCAUGAAUGUGCUAGCAUCAAUCGUAUUUAUGGAUUCUAUGAUGAAUGCAAACGAAGGUUUAAUAUUAAACUAUGGAAGACUUUCACAGAUUGUUUUAACUGUCUGCCUAUUGCAGCCAUUGUGGAUGAGAAGAUCUUCUGUUGUCAUGGAGGACUUUCACCAGAUCUUCAAUCAAUGGAGCAGAUUCGGAGAAUUAUGAGACCAACAGAUGUCCCUGAUACAGGUUUACUUUGUGAUUUGCUGUGGUCUGACCCAGAUAAGGAUGUACAAGGUUGGGGAGAAAAUGAUCGUGGUGUUUCUUUCACAUUUGGGGCUGAUGUGGUCAGUAAAUUUCUGAAUCGUCAUGACUUGGACUUGAUUUGUCGAGCUCAUCAGGUGGUUGAAGAUGGAUAUGAAUUUUUUGCCAAGCGACAGCUGGUAACCUUAUUUUCAGCCCCAAAUUACUGUGGCGAAUUUGAUAAUGCUGGUGGAAUGAUGAGUGUCGAUGAAACUUUGAUGUGUUCAUUUCAGAUACUAAAACCAUCUGAAAAGAAAGCCAAGUACCAGUAUGGUGGACUGAAUUCUGGACGUCCUGUCACUCCACCUCGAACAGCUAAUCCCCCGAAGAAAAGGUGAAGAAAGGAUCUGUGUAGAGAACCCAUUAGAUCUGUCAAGGACAAAACUCCGUAAUAUAUAAGUGUGCACUGUAAAACCAUCCAGCCAUUUGACACUCUUUAUGAUGUCACACAUUUAACUUAAAGAGACGGGUAAAGGAUCUUCAUUUUUUUUUCCUAGUAGAAAGAUGUGCAACACUGUAUUGUAACAAGUAUACUCUGUUCUAAUAUCCAGCAAAGUUAAAUCCAGAUUCAAAAAUACCCAUUAAGGUUCCAUAUGCACUUAUCAUGGUUUUUAAAGUUGAAAAGCAUCCCAGUUAAAACUAGAUGUGAUAGUUAAACCAGAUGAAAGCAUGAUGAUCCACUUGUGUAAUGUGGUUUUUAGUGUUGCUUGAUUGUUUAAUUACUUUGGGUUUGUUUGGGGGGGUGGGGGGAGGUUUGUUUUGGAUUUUUUUAAGCUAGAAUAAUGGUAAAUGGUUUUCAUUUUCCCUAGAUUUUUUGGAAGUGAAAUGUGGGGAGGGACUUUUAAAAACAGCCACUGACUUAUUUUCCCUUGCUUAUUGAGCUGUUUACCUGUUUAACUUAGUAAAUAUGCAGCCCGUUAUACUUUUUUAAAAGGAUAAUAUACAGUGAUAGUGAAUAAAAACAUGCAAACUCAGUCCGAUCUAGUAACUUAAGCAACUUGACUGAGCAAUCUGACCAGCCGACAGUAGACAUUUUGCUUUUUACUUAAAUUGCCACUGAUUUGGACUUGCGCACUAUAAUAUUUUAACUUAUUAAUGCUAUAUUGUGCAGUAGCAUUUCAUUUAACUUUAAGAUAAGGCUCAAAUAGUAUUACCCAAUUAGUUAGUAAUGUGAUUAUGUGGUACCUUGGCUUUAGAUUUAAUUAGCACGAAACACCUUUUGGCAUGCUUAGCUUUCAGGUAACACCCGCACCUGCAUCAGAACAUUUUUUUGUAGAUCCCCAGAAUGUGAGGAUCCUUUUUUGAUAAGCCUCAGAAAGCUGAUACUUUCUUUUUAAAAUUUUCCUAAAGAAGGGAUGUAUUUAAAUGGAUGCUGAUUGGUGGGAUACUGUCAACUAUAUGAUUAUUGGGUGCUUAACUGUCUAGUAUUGCCAUGUGGAUGUUGUAUGCGAUUGUAAGGCUUAUAUCACUAAAGAUUUUAUCCUCCUGGAUUUUCAUGAUCAAAGUUCAUACAAUAUUACUGUAUAGACUUAUGCUUUGUAGUGUACUAUAGUAGCAAUAAUUUCUGUACAUGAUCAAGAGUUUAUUGCUAUAUUUCUUUUACUGUUCUUUUUCCCCUCCCCUUUUUUAGGGUUAACAUUAGCAAAUGGCAAGGUGUAAAAAAGUCAUUUAAAGUUCUUAGUAAGAUGAAAAUUGCAAGACACAGAUUUGUGGUUCUUUACUGAAUGUAAUUAUAAAGGUUUUUAUUGAACGUUGUCAAAUUUAUAAGCUUGGAGAAAGAUACCAGAUUUAUAAUGCCAUUCUGAAUGUGCUACAAUAGAUGUAAAACUCUUUAUUAUUGUCUUUGAAAAUGUUAAAUUGAGGAUUCUAGUAACUUAACAUUUGAAUUGGCACGUUACAUAAUGCAAGAGAUAUUUGAUUUUUGACACAGUGAAAAAGUUCUUUAAAAUAGAUGUCUCUUUUCUAAUUCCAUUUUGUUUUAAAGGCGUAUUUCAAAUGUAGUUUUUUUUUUCCAUUUAGUAAAAGUUGUCUAAUUGAUUUGAAGCCUGACUGGUUUUUGUCUUUUUUCUUUCCGAUGAACUUUUAAAACAAACAAUAACAAUCACAACAACACACUUUUCUCCGAAGGACUUGUCAUUAUAGACUUGAUGUGUGCUGGCUCGGUGCCUCUUCAGAAAAAUGUCUAUACUAUAGAUUCUAUAGACUAUCUAUUUAUAUCUACAUACAUGUAGAUAUAGAUAUCUAUGUAGCUGUCUAUACAAAUACAUGUAAACAUACAUAAAAUAUGUAAAUGCUACUGACAUUGCUUCAUUCUUGGUAUACUGGGUUAAAUUUAACAACAGCACUUUGUCUAACUUGAUUUUAAAUGUCAAUUUAUUUAAAUAGUAAUCAGAGCUGAAACUGAAUAGUAGACUCUUCAAGGAUUUUGGAUUCAGUAUAUUUUUGGUGUGGGUAUAUAUAAGGAAGGCUUGGAAAUUGUGUUUUAGAUGGCAUAGAAGAUGGAAUAAAUUGUAUCUUUUGUUAACUGUACAUAAUACAUUGAAACCUCAUUAAUUCAAAUUCAUUUAAUUGGGAAUUUGUAAUAAUUCAGAUAGGAUUGAAGUUUACCUUUAUACAAUCUAUGAAAAAAGAUGACUAACUAUGUGAAUUUUUAUAGUAUAAACUAAACUAGGAGGAGGAAUCAGCUAGAUUAUUCGGGGAGUGUGUUAGCCUACUUAAGAAAUUUUUUAACCCCUCUUAACCACUUUAGCAACAUCAUUUGCAUAUAAAUAAUGUGUUCAUUACAAAUGUUUAUCUACUUGGCUACACUGUUACAUAUUGCUAUGUACUUGAAAGUAAUAAAACUUAAUUUCUUUUUUUAACAAAA
Vombatus ursinus (common wombat) is the source of this 3615-nucleotide messenger RNA. It is a transcript of the gene PPP1CB, whose product is annotated as protein phosphatase 1 catalytic subunit beta. NCBI's taxonomy places the organism in Eukaryota, Metazoa, Chordata, Mammalia, Diprotodontia, Vombatidae. Gene Ontology annotation, biological process: regulation of circadian rhythm; circadian regulation of gene expression. Gene Ontology annotation, molecular function: protein serine/threonine phosphatase activity. The coding region runs from base 104 to 1087 and encodes 327 amino acids. Gene Ontology annotation, cellular component: cytoplasm; nucleus. The transcript is spliced from 8 exons. The record is from RefSeq and is a predicted model, not a curated record.